AUGGCUUAUUCUGUGAAUACGACACCCCUUUUGUACUCCACCCAGCUGGAUUCGGACGAAGAAGAUAUCGUCGAAAUUAACGGCAGAGAUAACAAACCUUUGCUUAAAACCCAAGAACCUCGAGACAAGUUUUAUGGGGCUUACCUAACGUUUUACCUGUUGGGGAUUGUAAGUUUGCUGCCAUGGAAUUUCUUUAUAACAGCUGAUGAUUACUGGAUGUAUAAAUUUAGGAAUGUAAGCAGUAAUGUUAGUAUAAGAGAAGAUGCGCCUUCGAGGAAUACUUUACAAGCGGAAUUCACUUCCUAUCUUAAUUUAGCAUCGUGCUAUCCUAAUUUAAUUAUGCUCAUUUUCAGUACUGUGAUAAUAGAAAAGGUGUCCCUUUAUAAGCGGGUGCUUAUACCUUUAGUAAUAACGUUGUUUCUAAUGAUGCUAACUUUAGUUUUUGUUAAUUUGAAUACUGAUAAAUGGCAAGAAUUGUUCUUGUGGCUGACGCUGUUUAUCACCCUUCUGCUUAACAUUGUAACUCCGAUAUUCGGCGGAAGCGUAACGGGCAUCGUAGGGAAAUUUUCACCGACCUACAUCACAGCUGUAGUGGGCGGGCAGUCGUUAGGGGGCAUAUUCGCGGCUCUGACUCAAAUCGCCGCUCUAGCGAUCGGGGCUUCCUCCACCCAUUCGGCUCUGGUGUACUUCAUCAUAGGGAAUUUGACGAUCGUUCUCGCCAUCGUUUCUUUCGUGUACUUGGCGAAAUCGGCGUUUUUCAAUUUCUACGUGAGAGAUCAACACGUCGUGAGCAACAUCCAAUCGACCGAAUCCAUUCAGCUUCAAGCGGUGUCGUAUAAACUCGUUUUCAAGAAGAUAUGGGCGUAUUGCGUUUGCGUCUUUAUCACAUUCUUUAUAACGAUAUCGCUGUUUCCCGGAGUGAUGGUGCUGAUUGAAUCCGAAGGAAAAGGCCAAGGGAGCAGAUGGAGCGAUACUUAUUUUGUACCCACGAUAACUUAUUUACUGUUCAAUUUCGGCGAUUAUAUUGGAAGGCUCGUGGCCUGCAAAGUCAUUAAGCCGAAAAGUAUAACAUUGAUAACGAUAUUUACCUUGACCAGGAUCAUAUUUAUUCCCUUAAUAUUGCUAUGCAACUGCCAUCCGAGACAUCACCUAGCCGUAGUGUUCGAUAAAGAUUAUUAUUAUGUUAUUAUAUGUUUCAUUUUUGCGUUUACAAACGGAUAUCUGAUGAAUUUGACAAGUAUUUUAACGCCUAGAAUUGUCGACCACCAUGAGAAGGAAAUUGCGUCAUUAAUAACAGUAGUUUUCGUCGCUUCCGGGGCUGCUGUAGGUUCUAGCAUCAGUUUGUUUAUUAUCAGAUUACUUUAA
This is a messenger RNA of Phyllotreta striolata, 1365 nucleotides long. The record is from the annotation of a GenBank genome assembly. NCBI's taxonomy places the organism in Eukaryota, Metazoa, Arthropoda, Insecta, Coleoptera, Chrysomelidae.